Manihot esculenta (cassava) is the source of this 1167-nucleotide messenger RNA. RefSeq lists its product as uncharacterized. The transcript is spliced from 5 exons. Bases 1 to 1167 code for a protein of 388 amino acids. The record is from RefSeq and is a predicted model, not a curated record. Lineage: Eukaryota; Viridiplantae; Streptophyta; Magnoliopsida; Malpighiales; Euphorbiaceae.
AUGAGAGGACGAGGACGUGGAUCUUCAUCACGGGGUCGAGGAGAACAUGGCAGGGGUAGUGUCCACACAAAUGAAUCAGAAAAUAUCAAUCAAGAUUUGGUACAGCACACUGCUUUGAUUCCUAGACCAGACCAGGGUGAGAGAUCCACACAGGGUGUUGCAUCAUCCACUCUUGCUUCAGUGCAUACAUCUGCUACUGCCUCAGCUCCCAUAGGUUUGCCACCUAUUCCAUCGAUGGCUACAUUUGCAUCUGCAUCUGCGUCUGAUAGUUGCGGACCCACAGGAUACAGACCAUAUAUUUCCUUAGUAAACUCAAUCAUGCAGCCUUCGGAUCCGAUUGCUAGGUGGAUUACCUUGAUCUUCAAGGAAAAGUUAGUAGCAGAUGGCUUUUGUUGGAAAAAUGUACCAGAAGAGGUUAAAGAAUUCUAUUGGCAAGAAUUUAAGAAACAGUUCUUAUGGGAGGAGGCAAUAGAGCAGCUUAUGAAGAUAGCUUGGAGGAAGAAAGCUGCCGAGCGGUAUCGUAGCCUUAUGUGCAGCGUAAGGAAUGGGAAGGAGAAGAGGCUAUCACUGACAGAAGGAGUAAUGGAUGCAUGGAAAUCCGCUUGGGGAGCAAAUGAGUAUAAAGAGAAAUGCAAAAAAUUCUCAAAUAACAGAAAGAGUGAAAUAGGUGGGCAAGGCGCUGGCCCAUCAAGACAUUGUGGAGGAUCCAUAUCUCAGUAUAGGCAUCAACAACAGAUGCGCGAAAGACUAGGUAGAGAUCCUCUACCUCAUGAGUUAUUUGAGACUACUCAUAAGAAGAAGGGUACCUCAGAGUUUGUUGAUGCACGCUCAAAGGCCAUUCAUGCUUCAGUUUUCUUCCCAAACAAGACUUCUGCUAGUACAUCCUUCACAUCAGCUCAGCAAAAUCAGGAUCUUCAAGAUGAAAUGACUGAUCUCAGAUGCAAGAUACAGGAGCGUGAGGAUAAUGAACAAGUAUUGUGUGAGCAAAAUGUGCGGAUUACCUCUGAGCUCUCACAGGUGAAGGAUUUACUUAUGCAGCUUGUGAGUCAAAGGCAAGGCAGCCAGCCUUCAGCUCCCGGUGAGGGAACUUCUGCACAGCCUCCUGAUCAAGCAGAUGAAGCUAAUGAUGAGGACGAGGACGAGGACGAGAACACUACAUAUUUAUAG